AUGGUUAAUAACUCAACUUCUCCACUGGAUAUACGCUUAUGGGAUAUCUUUUCUUGGAUUAUUUUUGGAAUUGUGUCCCUGAUUGGUAUUUUGGGAAAUGGAUUCAUCGUAGUGGUGAAUGGACACCAAUGGCUGCAAAGCAAGAAGAUGGUCCCUUGUGAUUUUCUUCUGACUACUUUGAGCACCUCCAGAUUUUUAGUACAUUUGAUCCUUCUAGUGAACAGCUCCGCGCUCUACUUCUUUCUUCAGUCUACUAGGCAUAUUUACAUAGCAGAAUUAAUAUACUUUCCCUGGACGCUUUCCAUCAUGGUUAGCCACUGGUGUGCCACAUGGCUUAGUGUUUUUUAUUGUGUGAAGGUCACCAGCUUUGCCAAUCCUCUCUUCCUGUGGAUGAAAGCAAGGAUCAAUGUGCUUAUACCCAAGCUGCUUGGAAUAUCAAUAGUAAUUUCCAUGGUUUUGUACCUUCCUUUACUUGUCAGUCUUUUUGGACAGAAAAAGGAUUGCAAUGUGACAGGAACUCUGCUAGGGAAUGUCAGUCAAAAUGAUGUUUGCAACAACAUUUUCAUUAUUUUGCUUCCUUUGGAUUUUUUUCUUUCUUUCAUAAAUUUCUGCCUGAGCACCAUUUCAUUCAUCCUUUUGCUCACUUCUCUACAGAAGCACAGAAGAAAUAUGAAGAAAAGUGGCGUGACAGACCUCAGCAUUCAGGUCCACAUUAAAGUCAUGAAAUCUUUGUUGUUCUGCUUUUUCUUCUACCUUUUAUAUUUCAUUGCUAUGAUAAUUUAUACCAAAAAUGUUAUUGAUAAUGGAACAGUUGAUGGAAUGCUUAUUAACAUCUUGUUGUCUCUGUUUCCUUCUGUGCACUCCAUUAUAUUAAUAUUAACCAACCCUAAACUGAAAGAAAUAUCUGCUCACAUCCUAAACAUCAGACAGAGACCUUCAUAA
Messenger RNA from Sceloporus undulatus (fence lizard), 942 nucleotides. RefSeq names its product taste receptor type 2 member 143-like. NCBI's taxonomy places the organism in Eukaryota, Metazoa, Chordata, Lepidosauria, Squamata, Phrynosomatidae. Gene Ontology annotation, molecular function: bitter taste receptor activity; G protein-coupled receptor activity. Gene Ontology annotation, biological process: detection of chemical stimulus involved in sensory perception of bitter taste; sensory perception of taste; G protein-coupled receptor signaling pathway. Bases 1 to 942 code for a protein of 313 amino acids. The record is from RefSeq and is a predicted model, not a curated record. The transcript has 2 exons. Gene Ontology annotation, cellular component: membrane.